GUGUUUCAUCAUUAAGAAACCUAAUUCCUGCUUAAUUAAAAUAAAGCACUCAAUUUACUAGUCAUCUUGAUAAAGUGGGAGCAGAUUGAAUAUCUUCCUUCCAGGCUUUGAUUCUGUUAUACCAUAUACUGCACCACGCCAAUCAUCUUGUUUUGUGUAUAGAAUUUGCGGAGAUCAGAUUGCUCAUAACAUAAGCAUGGCGGCUAAGCAGCAAGAACCGCGACUUUCGUUGAAGCUGUUGAUAGAUGAGGAGAGGAAUCGAGUAGUUGCCGCGGAAGCGCACAAGGAGUUUGUGGAAAUACUUUUCAGCUUCCUCACCCUCCCCAUGGGAACGGUAAUCAGGGUCACCAGCAGUGGAGGCACAAAAAACGCUGUAAAAAUCGGGUGUAUGAAUAAUCUGUGCCGUGUUGUUGAAAAACUGAGCAAUGAAAAUUGGGAGACAGAGAACUGCAAGAGCAUGGUGCUGCAUCCACGAAAUCCACUAGGGAACUACUGCCAGAAGUUGAAAGUGAACAUCGAUGAUUCUUGGUCCAAUACGAAGUACCGUUGUUCUUGGUGCUGUUCUAGGAUGAGCUGGUACCCAAAUGUAAGCUGCACAUGUGGAGGGAAGACCUCGAACCAUAAAAUUACGUAUGGGGUAAAUAAUGAGGGUGCGUUUUUGCAGAAGGGGAGGACAAUGUUCAUAAUCAGUGACGAUUUACAAAUCAGACCUGCUUGUCCAAGCGUUCUAGCUCGACUUCUAUCCAAUCUGGGUUUAAGUGAAAUGGAUGGAAUCCGGGAGAUGCUGAUAGAAGUUAGCAAGGAGCAGGUAAUCUCUCUGCUUGCUCGUUCACUGGUUUCAGAAUCUCCUUUGAGUGAUGUGUUUCUGCCUAACCCUACAAAACAUGAGACAAAAUUGCCUGAGAGGACAUUGCAGACAACUGAACAAAAUGAGCCCCCCGCCCCUACCCCCACCCCCACCCCCACCCCCACUCUGAAUCUUCAAGUAACAUUAAACAAGUCAACAAACAAGUUAUUGUUUGCUAAGGCCACUAAUGAGUUCUUUGAUUUCCUUUGUACCUUUCUUACCAUUCCUGUUGGAUCAAUCAUACAUGUUUUGAAAAGAAACUUGGGGGGGUUUGGAGGAUGCAUAUACAACUUGUACACGAGUGUAGAGGAGUUGGAAGAUAAAUGGUUUGGUUCUUGCCUUAAGUCUGCUAUUCUCAAUCCUCAGAUUGCGCAAUAUCAUAACUGCAAGAAGCAGCCUCUUAAAUUGGAUGAACUAAUAGAGAGCAAACUUCUGCUUGACCCUAGGCCUAACCAGAAUUUUGCGGGGGAACCUUUGUUAUUCAUAGUUUUAGACAAUUUGGAUGUGAAGCCUUUGUCUUCUGCAUCAAGUUCCCUCAUAUUGAGGGAACUAAAAGUGCCUUUCAGAGAUGUUGAAGAUCAAGUGAUCACCGUUGGCAUGAAUGAGGCAUUGAGCUUACUGAAGGCUGCUCUUACAUCGCCAUCAUCAGCUCUAACAAAUGGCCUAGCCUCCUUUUUGCAGAAGAAGAAGAAGAAGCAGGAAGCAUAAUAGCAGAUACUAUGAAAAUCGCAUUGAGCUUACUGAAGGCAGCUCUUACAUCGCCAUCAUCAGCUCUCACCAAUGGCUUAAGCACCUUCUUGAAGAAGCAGGAAGAUCUUGAGUAUGAGUUUUAUGAUGAAUUUUGUCCUUGAUCUCAACUCUCGAUGUAGCAGUGUCCGUUUGCUUUACGUUGUUGUUUGAAGACGUGUUUUUUGGAGUCCUGGAAUUAAUUGUAUUGUCCUUGGUUUGGUUUUGGCUAA
Messenger RNA from Ipomoea triloba (trilobed morning glory), 1806 nucleotides. RefSeq lists its product as uncharacterized. NCBI's taxonomy places the organism in Eukaryota, Viridiplantae, Streptophyta, Magnoliopsida, Solanales, Convolvulaceae. The transcript is spliced from 4 exons. The record is from RefSeq and is a predicted model, not a curated record. Bases 197 to 1555 code for a protein of 452 amino acids.